AUGGCGUCGGCUGAAGUCUUACUGACUCGCGGUAUCGGGACAGAAUUUGCCACGGAUCUCUUUUCCAAAUUGCCUACCUCAUGUGACUCGAGCUCAACCGAUGUCCUCCUUUCCGACCUGAACCAUCACAUCAAUACAGCCAAUAGUCUUGCGGAGAACCGCAUUGCUCCUCCGAUAGAAGUCUCCAAGAAUCUCAAGGAUAUUGGGAGGAAGCUAUGGAACGAAUGUAUCAAAGAAAGGAGAAGGAGGGACAACCUCCUGCAGUCUGCUUCUAGAACUCAACUGCUGGUUCGCACUCGGGUCCUGGCCUUCCUCGCCCAUGCUCUCGCACGGGAGCAUCGCCGUGGUAAGAGGAGGGAUAAUCUGGAAGAAAUAAUAUACAUGAUGGGCUUGUCACUCACGUUAGCACGAGUUUGUGUCGAAUCAUCGGACCUGGAUGGAGCGCUUCUGAGUAUGGCCAAAGCUGCGGACUACAUCGAACGACUAAAGAAGAUCGACAACUUGACUGCUGAGGAUAGUGCGCAGGUGCAAAAGAUUGAGGCUGAGUAUUUGACCAUGCGAUGCGCUUUGUCAUGGAAACAGGGCCGUCUCGACGUUGCGGAGCACAUGUACGCCAAAGCGGACGACCUCUUACACAAUCUCGAUCCAACUUCUGCUGAACAUUUGGCUGACACGUUUCACGGUAUUGGGGGCGACCUCUUGUCGAGAGGCGAUAAUGAAAUGGCUUUGAAGUGGCUCCGGCGUGCACUUGACCUCAUAAAUGACCAAGCGCUAGAAAGGCUUUCAACUGAAGGGCUGGAACUUCGAAUAUCCAUUCACCACGAACUCAUACAGGCAUUUAUCGCCACCGGAUCGCAAGAUGGACUGCAAGAAGCCGAGAAUCUUGUGUCGCAUGUUGAAUCAGAGAUCGGUGACAAGCCAGUGGUACUACAUUGGAGACUCGAGAUUCUUCAACGAUCUCCAAGCGAAGUCUUCAACGCCGAUGCAUGCGCAAGUAUACUACGCCGCAUGAUACGUUCGCUCGAUCUGUCGGACGCUGGGCUCGGCUUUCUUCUACAUGGUAUCAGCGAACUGCGAAUGAGAGGUCCACGUUUAGCGAUAGGUCUCGUGGAUGAGUUAUUACUCAGGAAACUUAUGCCUUCCCGUAACAUGGGCUGGAUAGGCAAAGCCAUUGUCCGGCGAGUUUGGAUGGGCACGAUGGAAGCAGAUGCGUCUGCGAGCGUAGCAGAUCUAACGCAGACACUGAAUCAGCUCGUUCAAGAAGCUGGUCAGUGUGAUGUUGAGGCCUCAACUGCUGCACUUUCUCUCAUUUGGAAGAAGCUUGAUACCAGUUAUUCCAAAAAGCAGUACAAAGAAUCCCAGCUUUGGUGCCAGGUUGCGCUCCACUCCAUCUUUGCGAAUAGUGGCGAGGUAUGCCAAGGCAAGUUCAGCAGGCGGCUGGUGCUAUGCGCUACUUCUUGUAGCGAUGCAGAGGCUGCACUUUCUGCAUUUCACUCAAUGCCUAGAAGUAUCCAGGAUGAGCCGCUCACCAGGUAUCUCAUGUUCAGGGUUUCUCUUCUGAACUGGGACCAUGACUUGGGUCGUCAAUGUGUCGAGUUCCUGGGUAAAUUUGCCGAGAAAUCUCAGUGUCGAGAUAUACUAUACGCAUGUAUAAGAGAUGCACAGCUCGUCGGCGAUAAGCUGAUGACCCUGGAAGCUUUGAAGGCGGUUGCCGAAACCUUUGAUGAUGAAGGCUCUUUGACAAUCAAUCUGCCAUCGAUUCUGAGGUGCACGAUCAGGCUUAUACACUCGCUUGAGUUGCAAGAGUGUAACGAAGGAGAUCCAAGUCCUCAACUUGCAGAAGAAACUUGCCGAAUUUUCGAAAGGGCUGGUGAGCACGCCAAAUUGGAGCCAAAGGAUGAGCAAGGUUGCAAAGUCUUCACAGUAUCGGAGCUGCACUGGUUUCGAAAGAACGCUUACAACAUCGGUGAUGAUACUGAUCUACGACUUAUGUCCGUCCGUUGUCACUUUGUCGUCGCGGCGGCACUUAUCUCCCAGGCUCGUACCGGGGACAAGGUAGAUGAACAGCUGCAGCAGUACCUUGAAACAAGACGGCACAUUUCAGAAUUCGACACCCUUUUUGACGCUCAUUUCCGAAACAACCCCAAGUCUCAGAUAUAUCCCGACCUCCUGGCCAAGCUGUCAAUGCUUUUUGUCUUUGACUUUGAGGGUGCCGUGUGCUUGAAGAGUUGGGACGAUCUUGGUCAGAUUAUUAGGAAGGCUCGAAUUUGCAAAGAUGAGAUGAUGUACAAGGCAAUGGGAGACUGCUUGUUAAGGAGUGAAGCUUCAGGAAACGUCGUAUAUGGAACCAUGCGGCUUAUAAUCAAUGAGAUAUUCUCACUGGAGCAAUUUGAUAAUCAGCAACUCGCAAAGUACAUGCGAUGCAUGUUCCAAGCUAUCCUACCCCUGGACGACAGUCUUGCUUUCCAGGUUGUGGAACAAGCGGUCCAAAUAGCACGCGAAGGAAGCCAAAUGCAGAAGCCUUUUCCUGCAGAGGACUUGGAUUGGAUCAUCGCAACAACAUUUAAUCAUGCGAUUGAUAUCUUGGCAAGAGGUGACGAGGAUCUAUGUCAGCAAUGGGCUAUGAAGGCCCUUGACCUGACCGAGUAUAUGGAUGAUAAUGGCGAUAUGCGAGAUAUGCUGCGUGAGAGAGUUGUCAAGCUGGGAUUGAGCAAAGGGGCACCCAGCUGAGUUGCGGCAUAUACUUGAUUCACAUCGAUGCUCACGCACUUUUUCUCUUCAAAAUUGGUACCGGAAUAUAAAUGAAACGGUCUUGAUGGGAUAUCCAAGCUGAAACUUGUCUCGCACAUCUUGUGCUACCACACAAACGGUAAAUUCGUGUAUCCAUUAUAACCGUUGCAGAAAGUAUACAGCUCUAUGGGUCAUGUCCCAACAACGCCGGAU
Molecule: messenger RNA, 2943 nt
Organism: Fusarium verticillioides 7600
Lineage: Eukaryota; Fungi; Ascomycota; Sordariomycetes; Hypocreales; Nectriaceae
Exons: 8
Coding region: 1-2730 (909 amino acids)
Biological process (GO): meiotic cell cycle; regulation of synaptonemal complex assembly
Molecular function (GO): protein binding
Source: RefSeq, a predicted model, not a curated record